UUCCUUAGACCGAAAGAUUCCCGUCGCGUCAAGGUCAACCCAGGUUGCAGAACGGCAAGUUACGAGAUACCUAGAGAUCCGUCAAACAAGCAAACAACACAGUUAGGGUCUGUCUCGAAAAAGCAAAAGCGUCUUACUUGCACUGUUCGUUGAUUGGACCGGAUUCCCCAGCCAAAAGCCGAAACGGGUUAACAGCUUACCUGAGUUUACUUGAGUUUUCCUCAGUUAAAACAAACCUGAAUUAACUGUGACUGUGCGUACGGUCUCGGACAGUAUAGUGUGGUUACAGCUCGCUUGCAUUUCCCCUUGGUAUUAUCGCGUAUCCGUAUCCAGGCCAAAUACUUUUACGCUUGUAUACCUUUGCAACCUCAGUAUUUUUUUUAUCUGGUAGGCAGGCUUGGAGCCUUGCCAUCAAUUCCCACUCUACUUCUCCUCUUACUCUUCCAAUACAUAUACCUUACCUCAUAAAUCUUCCAGUCCUUCCUAUCUCGCGUCAUCCGAAACCUCAAUUAGCGACCGACCAGCCAUGAAGGUAAUACUUAAAAUCAGCCUCCAGUUUCUAAAGAAGCUGUCGCUGAAAAGGGGCAACAAUGACAAUCCGAUAGAUUCGGAUGCACAAGAGGAAUGUUCUCCUAAGAAUAAGAAGCAACCACCACCCGAACUUCCUGAAGAGUGUCCCAUAUGUCACGAUCCCGUGGGUAUCGCCAACCCCGAAGGCAUCGUCGAAGCAUGGACCAAGCUACAUUGCGGCCAUAAGUUCGGUACACAUUGUAUCCAGACUUGGCUGCAAGAAUCUAUAAACCGCGAACCUAGUACCAAUCCGAGCUGUCCCAUCUGCCGAAGUACAGCUAAGCAUCCUUGCGGACAUUUGAUAAGCCCCCCACCCUUUCCAUCCCUUCACCUGGAUUGGCAAUCACCUCGAGCUCCGCCAUCUCCUCCGCGACGCCACCAGGUUCGUCGUCGCCUUACCCGACGAGCAGGUCACCCACUCCGUCCCCCGCCUCAGCCUCGCCGUCGGGCCCAGGUGGUUGGCGAAUGCCGAACUUGCGCUGAGAAUGCCGAGUUUGAAGAGCGACUUCGCAAUAGGAUUAGGGAACGUGGACGACAAGACACGGGAGAAUCGUCGAUGAGCGCUAGCAGCCGGUCUGCAGCCGCUAUCAAAUCCAUCAUCCCCGGACUAAAGAGAUCUUCGAACACUGUCCGCACGACCAUUACUCACGUAGGUAUCGAUCCCCUCGAGCUCGAGGGAAACCCACGUAGUGCCUUAUGCGUCUCAUCUCACGUCUCAUCACGCCGGAUGCCUCGACACUCGUCGCCUCCUCCUGGGUAUAGUAGACGUCUCAGCAUAUAAAGUUCUACAUCGAUGUUCGCGACAUUCAACGUAUGGUUUACGGGGCUAGAUGGGGAGGACAGGAUAGAAUACAGGUUAGAUGAUAGGCGGACGGAAGCUGGUAUUUUCUUUGCAGUCUCUCGAAGUUCUGACGGAUCACGGAGUAGAUCUGUCUUAACUUAUCCAUCCACCUGAUGACGGAAGUUAUAGUUUACGGCGAAGGUUCCUAGGUAUCACAUAGUCGGAAUGCAUGGGGUCUUAGGGAAGCUCAGGAGUUCUUAGGCUAGGUUCUACAUGGAAAUGGAUUUUCACGCCCGGGCUGGCAUUUGAUCUCGCGAUUUGCAUUAUGGAUUCCGGUUAGGCUCAGGCUAUAGGAAAUAUUUGCUGGACAGAUGAAAAGGAGGUGGAUAACCUAACCUAACCUAUAACCUCUAUAACCCAUAACAGGUAGUUAGUUACCUACCUACCUAGGUAGUCUACGCGAUGCUUUACUUUGUUGAGUUUGAGUUGAGUUGGUUGCCUAACUCGGUUCUCCUAUUUUUCCUAUUUCUCCUAUUUACAUGUACU
This is a messenger RNA of Daldinia caldariorum, 1897 nucleotides long. RefSeq lists its product as uncharacterized. The transcript has a single exon. The coding region runs from base 527 to 1351 and encodes 274 amino acids. Lineage: Eukaryota; Fungi; Ascomycota; Sordariomycetes; Xylariales; Hypoxylaceae. The record is from RefSeq and is a predicted model, not a curated record.